CGGGACCGCGCGGGCCAAAUGGGCGGGGCCGGAGGGGGCGUGGCCGGAGGGGCGUGGCCCGGCGCGCGCGGCCGCCAUGGGGCUGCUCACGAUCCUGAAGAAAAUGCGGGAAAAGGAGCGGGAGCUGCGGCUGCUCGUGCUGGGAUUGGACAACGCCGGGAAGACGACGCUGCUGAAGCGGCUGAACGGGGAGGACGUGGGGGGCACCUCCCCCACCCUCGGCUUCAACAUCAAGACCCUCGAGCACCGCGGGUUCCAGCUGCACGUGUGGGACGUGGGUGGGCAGAGCUCCCUGCGCUCCUACUGGCGCAACUACUUCGAGAGCACGGACGGGCUGGUCUGGGUGGUCGACAGCAGCGACCGGCAGCACCUGCAGGUCUGCGGGGCCGAGCUGCGCGCCCUGCUCAGAGAGGAGCGCCUGGCCGGGGCCACCCUGCUCGUGUUCGCCAACAAACAGGACCUGCCCGGGGCGCUGCCUGCAGGGGCCAUCAGACAGGCCCUGGACCUGGACUCCAUCCGCAGCCACCGCUGGCGCAUCCAGGGCUGUUCGGCCUUCACGGGCCGGGACCUCCUGCCCGGCCUGGACUGGCUGCUGGACGACAUCGGGGGGCGUCUGUGCCCCCCAGACUGACCCCCCCCUGUCCCCCCGCGUCGGGUUUGGGGUGUCUGUGCCCCCCAGACUGACCCCA
This is a messenger RNA of Myiozetetes cayanensis, 689 nucleotides long. RefSeq names its product ADP ribosylation factor like GTPase 2 (gene ARL2). The record is from RefSeq and is a predicted model, not a curated record. Gene Ontology annotation, biological process: protein folding. Gene Ontology annotation, molecular function: GTP binding; GTPase activity. The transcript is spliced from 5 exons. The coding region runs from base 77 to 631 and encodes 184 amino acids. Lineage: Eukaryota; Metazoa; Chordata; Aves; Passeriformes; Tyrannidae. Gene Ontology annotation, cellular component: microtubule cytoskeleton; cytoplasm.